ACACACUUUAUGUAUUUUGAUUGAGUGAAACUAUGUGACAUUGCAUGACGUGUGUUUACACUUGCUUUUAUGUAAACAAAUAAACAAACCUCAAUGACUUUAAAAGCUUGAGGUUCCCUCUUAAUUUCCUUGGACAACAAAUCACCAAGGAUGAAACCAAGAAACAUUCUAUCAGCAAUCAUCCAGCUGGUGUCCGUACUUGAAUGUGUGUCCCCGGUACUGGCACUAGGCAAAGAUGAAUGGAGACGCCAGUCUAUCUAUUCGAUAAUUACGGAUCGAUUCGCUGCAUCAAAUCCUGCUCCAUGCAAUCCAGAGGAUCGUGCCUAUUGCGGUGGAAAUUGGAGAGGAAUUAUCGAGCAUCUUGAUUACAUUCAGGGUUUGGGCUUUACCGCCAUUUGGAUAUCACCCAUCGUUAAAAACAUUGAAGGUGUUACCAAAUACGGAGAAGCGUAUCACGGCUACUGGCCCCAAGACUUUUUUGAGUUGAAUCCCCAUUUUGGCACGGAAGACGAUUUGCGUGAACUCGUUAGUGAGCUUCACAAACGUGGAAUGUACAUUAUGGUGGAUACUGUUGUUAAUCAUAUGGGCUCACUAGAUCCAAAAUCCAUUGAUUUUGCUUCGUAUCGUCCAUUUAACAACGAAGGCUACUUUCACCCAAUGUGUCCUAUUGACCAGGAUGACCCACUUUCAAUAGAACAGUGUUGGAUCGGAACAGAACAUAUGACACUUCCAGAUAUUGAUACCGAGAGUCCAGAAGUCAUUGAAAUCUUACAUAACUUUAUCAGUGAUCUAGUCAAAAAAUACGAGUUUGAUGGUCUCCGUAUUGACGCGACAAAGCACGUAAGAAGAACAUUUUGGCCAGGCUUCUGUGAAGCAGCUGGCGUUUAUUGCCAAGGUGAGCUUUGGACUGGUGACCCGGCUCAGUUCUGUGAAUGGCAAGACUACAUGGAUGGAUUACACAAUUUCCCCGUCCAAGGUGUUGCUGCUCAAGCAGUCGUUCCAAUCAAUGACCGCGGUUUGAGAAAAACUGCAUACGCUAUGGAUCGCGUUGGAAAACUUUGCAAGGACAGUACCGUAUUGGGACUUUUCUUGGAAUCUCAAGAUGCACCUAGAAUGGCUGCGCUAAAUAAGGACGUCAAUGUUCUGAAAAACGCGAUGCUGUUUAACCUCAUGGGCGAUGGCAUCCCAAUUGUAUUUUACGGUCAAGAACAAAUGUUCGAUGGCAGCCAUGAUCCAUUCAAUCGUCCGGCUAUGUGGGACAAGGGUUACAACACCGAUGGCGUUCUUUACCAAUUCACAUCCAAAGUGAACAGUAUUAGAACAGCUCUUAUCAACGCACCCGGAGGUGAAGAAUUCAUCCGCUCGAAGUCCAAGAUAAUGAUGGUUGGUGACCACGUUAUGCUUAUGUACAAAGGCGAUGUAAUCACUCUGGUCACCAAUUAUGGAUCCAAAGACAAAGAAUACAUUAUCAAGAUGCCAAGCUCAGAAACCAUGGUUGAUCUUCUCUCAUGCCAAAUGAUUGAACAAUCAGACAGCAUAAUGAAAACUUCCGUUAAGCGUGGAGAACCAAAGCUGCUUUACCCGUACGUUCUCGCCAUGCGUGAUGGAUUCUGCUUAGAUGAACUUGUCGUUCAAGAUGCCAUUGAUGAUGUUAUGUUCCCUGGCAACGAAAUCCGCGGUCCCGAUCUUAACUAAGGCGUUAUUGUCUUUUCAUGUCUCUGUGCCAUUUUUAGUUAUGAACAGUAGUUUCAUUUUUACGAUUUUAGUUCCAAUUCCAA
Molecule: messenger RNA, 1778 nt
Organism: Schizosaccharomyces japonicus yFS275
Lineage: Eukaryota; Fungi; Ascomycota; Schizosaccharomycetes; Schizosaccharomycetales; Schizosaccharomycetaceae
Product: alpha-amylase Mde5
Exons: 1
Coding region: 151-1695 (514 amino acids)
Biological process (GO): carbohydrate metabolic process; carbohydrate catabolic process
Cellular component (GO): extracellular region
Molecular function (GO): alpha-amylase activity; calcium ion binding
Source: RefSeq, a predicted model, not a curated record